ACAGAGCCAUGUUCAACACGCGAUGCUAACAUACGAUCGGUUCACAGCGGAUUUUAGAGAAACUGGCUUUUAUGACGCAAUGGAGAAGCAGAAAAGUAAUUAUUUUAACAAAAUAGUGUAUAGACGACAUUUCUCAAGAAAACAAACCUUGGAUUUUAUGUUUUUCUUUACAUUAUCUUUGAUUCUUGUUACAUCAACUUCAUAUUUAGUUUAUAUUAAUCAGGGCCUGAGUUUAAACUAUUUUGAAUAUCCGCUUAAUGUGGAUUUGUACGUGAUAUAUGAAAAUGAGUUCAAAAUGAUGAACAACAAGGCAUCGGUUAAACCUAUAAAUCCUGUUAAAUUUAACGCAAUUCUCCAACCAAUACAUUCUUGUAAAUUGUCCAAUGAAUCUGAUGCUUCACCAGAUCUAGUUAUUUUUGUCAAAUCAGCAUUGUUACACUUCGAAUCACGUAAUAAUAUACGCCAAUCUUGGGGUAAUUCAAACUGUUUCCGUUAUUUCGGAGUGCGUGCUCGAACUCUUUUUAUUCUCGGUAGAUCAGGUUCCGCCGAUUGGGAGCAUUCCAGUACUCAAAAUCUGGUAUUACAGGAACAUUUAAAGCAUAACGAUAUAGUUCAGUUUGAUUUCAUUGAGGACUAUCAUAAUGUUACGUAUAAGCUGAUAGCGACAUUAGACUUUGGUAUCAAUGAAUGUUCCUCUCCUCGAUUUUUCACUUUGAUUGACGACGAUUUCAUAUUGCAUCCGUCUAAUUUGCUUCGGACACUUGCUGAAGUUACUGAAACUCAGUAUUUGAACUAUAUAGCUGGUGAUGUGUUGCGUAUCUCCAAACCGAUGAGGUUCCCGUUCAAUAAAUGGUAUAUAUCCUACUCAGACUAUCCAUACAGUUUGUAUCCACCCUUUCCUACUGGCGGAACUAUUAUUCUUAGCAUGCCUGUUGCAAAGCUUCUUUCCGUUGGUCUGAGAUAUACCAAAUUACUUCCUUUUGAAGAUGUUGUAAUCGGCCUUGUAUUAUAUAAACUGGGUAUUAGCCCUGUACAUUUGGAUGGUGUUCUUGCAGUUCGUCAACCAGACGAUCAUAUUGGUGAUCUCAUAAGUAUUCAUGGGUAUGGUGAUAGUUCCUUUUCUUUAUCUAGUUGGAAUAAGCUUGGUUUACAGACUAUUUGCAACGAGUAGCUUGUUUUCUUGGUUGCUUCCUUGUUAUUGUUUGUAUAUUCAAUAUGUCACAGUUUGUUAACGUUAUGUUAACCUUGGAGAAUUUCUAGUCAACUAAUAUUCACUUUUUGAUUUGCUGAUAACUUCUUUGAAAGUGAAGUUACUUAGUUACUAGUAAAAAUGUCACACCUAAAGUUUCGCAUGCUGUUUGUUACUCAACUUGCCAAAUAACUAAUCACAAACUAUCUAACUGUAAUGUAAAUAUUUAUAAAACUCUCAUCUUGUAAAUAAGUCGUAACUACAUAUGUUUCAUUUCAAAUUAAAAGUAACUUGCUAUAAAA
Schistosoma margrebowiei is the source of this 1491-nucleotide messenger RNA. The record is from the annotation of a GenBank genome assembly. Lineage: Eukaryota; Metazoa; Platyhelminthes; Trematoda; Strigeidida; Schistosomatidae.